AUGGCUCCUGUUAAUGGGAUUCCUCCCGAUAUCGCAAAGAUCGCAGGACCCAUUAUCAUCACCUUCAUGUUAGGCUCAAUAUUGUAUGGCGUGCAGAUGCUCCAAGUUUACAUAUACUAUCUUUCUUUCCCAAAGGAUCGAGUUUUCGUCAAAUGCCUGGUUUACACGGUGUUCCUCCUCGAUACCCUGCAGACCGCAUUAUUCUUUCGCGAUGCUUUCACCAUCUUUGGCGCCAGUUUCGGUGACCUGGCUAGCCUCAAGGCGGCGCACUUGUCGGGAUUUAGUGUACCCAUUCUCACUGGCUUAGUCAGUCUUAUGGUCCAGUCUUUCUACGCUCAUCAAAUAAGGAUGCUCUCGCGUUCUAAUAUCCUGGUUGUGAUCAUCGUUGCUAUUGCUUUGAUACAGUUUGGGGCAUCGAUCUGGACGGGCUACCUCGUUUUUGUUAUCAACAACCUCAGCAAUCUCCAGCAGAGGUCCUUCAUUCAAUGUUCGGUUUGGUUGGCGGGAAGUGCUUUAUGCGAUACCAUUAUCGCUAUAGUGAUGACCAUCUAUCUCCUGAGAGCCAACGCCCAGACGAAGUCCACCCAACUCCUGGUAGCACGGCUAAUUCGUCUAGUCAUCGAAACCGGUACUGCGACGGCGGCGGUCGCUGUCAUCGAUUGUGUUCUUUAUAUUGUGGUCCAAAGGUAUCCUUUCCACAUGCUGCCGUCGAGGAUAUUAGCCAAGACGUAUGCGAAUACGUUAAUGGUCAUCUUAAACAGCCGUAUGCGAAUUACUGGUGGGAGAGGCGAGUCAAGGCCGCAUCCGGCGAUUAUACAAGACUGGUCUGCGAGCAGUAUCAGGUUUGCGUCUACUUUCCCGCGAAACGCGACCGCGAAUGUCUCAGUGGUUGAACCGGCGGGAGUCAAUUUGAAGGUGAUAUCGAGUCCGGUUGAGUACCCUCGACAGGCUGAGCAACGUAUUAUCCCGUUAACUGAAUCGGAUAUCAAUCGCACACAAUCCACCGAUGAAAGCGAGUCAACCGCUGUGAAAGUACAUCCAGCAUAG
Marasmius oreades (fairy-ring Marasmius) is the source of this 1047-nucleotide messenger RNA. RefSeq lists its product as uncharacterized. Bases 1 to 1047 code for a protein of 348 amino acids. The transcript has 10 exons. The record is from RefSeq and is a predicted model, not a curated record. NCBI's taxonomy places the organism in Eukaryota, Fungi, Basidiomycota, Agaricomycetes, Agaricales, Marasmiaceae.